GCAGCUCGAGGGAAACACACGCGCUAAGCUCUCCGUCUCCUCGCGCACACACAGCAGACUCUGAAGAAACCUCUAGUGGCCGGCGGUACACUCUACAGACUCCUCGAGGCGAUGACGUCGAAGCUGCGGGUCCAGACCAACGGCUCGCGGAUGGAGGCAGCCGGCGGGCUGCAGCAGUGCCGGCUGGCCCUGGAUCAGCUGGAGGACGCCAUCAGCUCCGUGAUGAAGGCCGAGAAGCAGCUGAGGGAAAACACCAGAGAGGUGCGUGCUGACCUCCAGAGCGGUGUGAGCCGUCAGCAGGAGGCUCUCCGCUGUCGAGAGGUUUGGCUGCUCGGAGAAAUCGAACUUCUGGAACACGUGAAGACUGAAGCUCUGCAGCAGCAGCUGCACCGGCUGCACUGGCUCCGAGGACAGUUUGAUGUGAUCACCCAUCAGCUGCACAACAACAACAACAACAACCAGCUGAUGAGCUGCCUGGAGAAGUUGUCCUCUCUGAGUCUGUCCCCUGAGGAAAGUCCUGAGAUGAAGUUCCAGGCUGACGGCCGCGCCCUGAGACACGCCAUCACCUCGUACGGCCGCGUCACGGCGCCGCUGGUGGAGGGCGUGUCCUCUCUGAACUGUCCAAUAGCUUCCAAGAAACAAAAGAUGGAGUCUGAGUCUCUGAGAGGUUGGCUGAUGGGCCCGCCUCCAUCACGCAGCGCUCCUAUUGGUUACCAGGCCAGCAAGAACCUUCAGGAUUGGCUGAUGGCUUACGAUGACAGCGAGACUUCCUGUCCCGGCUCGGCCUCGGAGGACUUUCUGCAGGCCUGGGGUCAGAUCUAUGACCUGGAGGCGUGGCUUCUCAAGGACCAGAGCCCCGCCUGCAGGGAGCGGACCGACAGCAGCUGUAGCUCCUCCUUCUCCAUUGAGAAGAUCGACGAAUCAGAGUUCACCGUCUCUUCUAAGGAGGAGGAGGAGGAGCUGAGCGACUGGCUCAUCACCCCGCCCACGGCUGCCAUGGAGGCCGUGUCGGACGCCAAGCGGUGGCGCCAGGUUCUGAAGCCGUUCCAGGACGGCUGGUCUACAGGUGCCUGGCUCAUGGGUCCGAGCCGCCCCCCCGCCGACUGCUCCUCCUGCUGCCAGACCGAGACCAAGGCCCUGGAGAUUGAGAACCUGGGCCAGCUCCUGUGCCUUAAGACCCCGGUGACCCCGCCGGUGACCCCGCCGGUGACCCCGCCGGUGACCCCGCCGGUGGCCCUGGAGGCGUGGCUUCAGCAGGCGGUGCCGGUGCAGCAGACCUGCAGGGCCAACGAGGUCUGCCCCUCCUUCUCCUCCUGCGUCUGUGAGGAGAACUGCGGGAGAGAAGCUCUGAGCCUCUGGCUGCUCCAACAGGACGGGAGAGACAAGAACGGGGUCUCUGUGGCCCCGCCCCCUGUCAAGGACGCCCCGCCCACCCUGCACUGCAGAGAGCAGGAACAGAAGGUCCAGGCCAUCCUGCAGGCCUGGCUCCACCCCCCCAGGACCUGGGGGGCUCCUGAGGGGGACAAGUCCAAGAUCUGGUCUCUGUUCCAAGGCCCUCUGGAUCCAGAUCUCUGGGUGCUCCCAAGGAAGACUCUGGGGUCAGGAGGUCAGGCCCAGCCAGCUGAGGAGGAGGACAAAUGGCUGCUGAAGAAGAAGAAGAGCCAGGCUCAGGAGCGCCUGGCGCUGCCCUCCGUCUGCGACCUGUUCUCCUGCAUGAAAGUGGGCGGGGACAACGACAAGUGGCUGCACAGACCUGCAGAACAGAUGUGAUGGUGAUGAAGAGGAUGGUGGUGGUGAUGAAGAGGAUGCUUCCUCUUGGAGUCACUAAGGCUGCACAACCUCAACCAUCACCUCCGUGACAUCACCGCGCUCUCCUCCAAUCAGGAUCCAGAGCUCCGUGAUCAAUACUUUGAUUCCGCCUUCCACUCGUGUUGUCUCCAUGACGAUGUGAUCUUCUGAUCGCCUCGUCAUCUAUUGAUCCUUGUUCAGCUUCACAUGGAAUCGUUUCAGUCUCGAUCGACUCAGUUAUUGAUUUGCAUUUUUCACAUUCAUCUCUUGCUGUGUUACCUGAUGCCUCUGAUUAUUGAUUUGGGAUUUUAAUUUGACCAAAUGUUCCAUAAUAAUCAGAAUAAUUACCCACAAUGCAUUGGUCAGAGGAUCAGACCGGAAGGGGCGGAGUUAACUUGGCCUUGACUCAAACUAACCUGUUUUAUGAUUGGCUGGGUUUCUUUAACGGGGUGAAUGCUCCUCUUCUUCUCUUGUGUGGAACGGCGCUCUGCACAUGCUCAGUCGUGUUUCCUCUUCCUGACUAACUUCAUGAAUGAUAUUAAUAACUCAGUCAAUCAAUACGUUUAUUAGUAGCUGUAUCGAUAGAUUUAUUAACAGAUGCUUUCUGCUUUUUAUCAAUUCAAUUAGGCGACAUGUUAUUAUUUGAACACCCUUUGUGUCUAUUCUGUACCCUGAGCUGAGUCUGGGAGGCAGUCCUGGCCCCUCUGACUGAGGCCUGGUGGAGUCACCCCCCCCCUCCAAGACGAGUUCAGGGCAGAAGGCACCAUCAAGUAGCUAUGUUACCCAGAAUGCCUCUGGGGUAAGCAUGCUGCAGCCUGUCAGGUCACAUGACUGCAGUCAGCAGUGAUUGGUGCUUUUUAUUGCUCUAAACAUUUUGGGGUGGGGCUAAACAUAUGUAGCUGUGAUGUCAUCAAUACCGUACAAUAAUAAAACAUUCUGACAUCA
Messenger RNA from Pseudoliparis swirei, 2733 nucleotides. RefSeq names its product nuclear receptor coactivator 4 (gene ncoa4). Gene Ontology annotation, biological process: response to hormone; intracellular iron ion homeostasis. The coding region runs from base 112 to 1770 and encodes 552 amino acids. The record is from RefSeq and is a predicted model, not a curated record. Gene Ontology annotation, molecular function: transcription coactivator activity. NCBI's taxonomy places the organism in Eukaryota, Metazoa, Chordata, Actinopteri, Perciformes, Liparidae. The transcript is spliced from 11 exons.